AUGAAGUUUCAUGACACUGUUGCAAUUGUGACGGGCGGCGCCCGGGGCUUUGGCCGUGCGUUUGCAGAAGAGAUUUUGGCCAAACGUGGCAAAGUCCUGAUCUCGGACGUGAAUGUACAUGAGUUGCAAGCUACAGGAAAGGAGCUACAGUGUAAAUUUGGUGAAAGCAACGUGUGUUGGGAACGCCAGAACGUCACGGAAAAAAACAGUUUCUCCCAUGCCUUUGCAUGCGCCAGAACGUACUUUAAGAAACCUGUGAAUGUGCUGGUCAACAACGCUGGUAUUGCGGGCGACAUGACGUUUUAUGAGCCAGAUAGCACGACCUGGGAAUCAGUCGUGGAGAUCGACCUCGUUGCGCUCAUCCGUGGCACCAAAUGUGCCAUUACCGAGUUUAAACGCACGCUUAAUGGCAAAGAAGGUGUGAUCGUGAACGUUAGCAGCAUGGCUGGGCUCAUGACUGUACCGUUUGGACCUGUCUAUGCUGCUGCAAAGGCUGGCGUCGUGGGGUUUACGCGUUCACUGUACUCGCUCAAAAAGUCUGACAACAUCCGUUGCUUUUGCAUGUGCCCGGGCUUUGCUGAGACAAAGAUGGGUCGCGAGGCUAAUGCUGAGGUCCCCGAGUAUAUCAAUAUGAUGGGUGGUCUCAUGCCUGUCAAGGUUGUCGUCGACGCUUUUUCCGCUGGCUUGCGCGACCCUGGCAACUCAGGUCGUGUGCAACGCAUUAUGAAGAAGAACACCUUAUAUUAUCGCUUUCCAGGUGACAAGGUGCUUUUUCCUGACUCCAAGCUGUAA
This is a messenger RNA of Peronospora belbahrii, 792 nucleotides long. Lineage: Eukaryota; Oomycota; Peronosporomycetes; Peronosporales; Peronosporaceae. The record is from the annotation of a GenBank genome assembly.